UUGUAAAACCCUAAUUGAGUAUAAUAAACAUUUGUUUUAGAGGAUCCUAUUUUAUUAAUAUUCCAUCAAAAAUACUUGUCACGUAAGGAAAUUUCAAUCCCACUCUCAAAACAUUCUCCUAAGAUUCUACUUCCCAUACAGACCCUCCUUUCCUUUUCUUUUCAGCAUUCAUGGAAAAUUGCCAUCUUUUGCACCCAUGCAUGCAGAAAAUUCACAAACCCUCAAACCGAACAGAGAAGGAGAGAAAAAGCAUAAAUACAUAGCCUUUUUCAAUCAUCUUCUACAACCAAAAACUAACCCACAGCAGCUGCGUGUAGUUUGUGUUUAUUCGUAAUGAAUUCCACCAAAAACCAAAGCCCCCGUAUCUUGAUGUUCCCAUGGUUAGGCUAUGGUCACAUAACACCCUAUCUCGAGCUAGCCAAAAAACUCACAAUAAAAGGCUUCUACAUAUACUUGUGCUCCACUCAAGCCACACUCUCUUCCAUCGAGAAAAAAAUCACUCAAAAUUUCUCUAACUCCAUAGAACUAGUGCCCCUUUUGUUGGAGGUUUCAUCAGAGCUCCCUGCAAAGUUCCACACCACCAAUGGCCUCCCACCCCACCUCAUGGUCAAGCUGAAGGAGGCCUUCGACAAAUCCGUCGAAAAUUUCUCAGCUAUUCUGAAAAACUUGAAGCCUGACCUGCUCAUCUUCGAUUUCCUGCAGCCGUGGGCCCCUUUGCUUGCCGAAGCUCAAAAGAUCCCAUCUGUUAUAUUCAUCACUAGUAGCUCUGUCAUGACCAGUCUCAUGUUCCACCACUUCAAGAAUCCGGACACUGACUUCCCUUUCAAGAACAUAAGGUUUCGUGACUACGAGUCUCGUUUCAUGGAUGAGUUGUUGGAGAAUGCUAGGGAUUGUAGGGAGAGAGAGAAGGGCUCUAUAGGAGUUGACAAGUCUUGCAAGAUUGUUCUGAUCAAGGGGUUUAGGGAGAUUGAGGGGAGAUACAUUGAUUAUGUAUCUGGUUUGGUUGGAAAGAGGUUUGUCCCUGUUGGCCCUCUUGUUCAAGAGCCCUCUUUAGAUGAUGGUGGGAGCUCAGAGAUCUUUUCGUGGCUGGACAAGAAAGAGGUGAGAUCGACUGUUUUUGUCUCUUUUGGGAGUGAGUACUUCCUUAGUAAGGCAGACAUGGAUGGGAUUGCUCAUGGUUUGCUGCUAAGCAAAGUUAACUUCAUUUGGGUUGUGAGGUUUCAAGAAGGUGUGGUGCAGAAUGGUUUUCUUCAAAAGAAGUUUCCAGAAGGCUUUCUUGACAAGGUUGGAGAUAGGGGUAAGAUUCUGGAAGGUUGGGCGCCACAGACAAAGAUCCUAGUACAUGCAAAUGUGGGAGGCUUUGUCAGCCACUGUGGUUGGAACUCUGUGAUGGAGAGCUUGAAGUUUGGGGUUCCUAUCAUUGCGGUUCCGAUGCAUCUCGACCAGCCCAUCAACGCUAGGCUAGUCGAGGAGAUCGGUGUCGGGAAGGAGGUGGUGAGAGACAGAGAUGGGAGGCUGCAUGCAGAAACAGUGGCUGCAGUCAUCAAUCAUGUUGUGGUGGAAGACGGUGGUGGAGAUGUGAGGGGGAAGGCUGCUGAGAUGAAGGCGAAGCUCCACUCGAAGGGCGACCAAGAGAUCGACGAAGUUGCUCAAGAACUCAUGAGCAUUUGCAGCAAGAGUUCAACCAAUAUAGUAUAUUAUGGUAGCUUGUUUUAGUCCUUGGUUUUCAGCAGCAUAUUGAUUUUAGUGGUGUUUUGCUUAUUGUGUUGCUCUGUCUAUUUAAUACAGAGAA
Salvia miltiorrhiza (redroot sage) is the source of this 1792-nucleotide messenger RNA. RefSeq names its product beta-D-glucosyl crocetin beta-1,6-glucosyltransferase-like. Gene Ontology annotation, molecular function: UDP-glycosyltransferase activity. NCBI's taxonomy places the organism in Eukaryota, Viridiplantae, Streptophyta, Magnoliopsida, Lamiales, Lamiaceae. The coding region runs from base 334 to 1716 and encodes 460 amino acids. The transcript has a single exon. The record is from RefSeq and is a predicted model, not a curated record.